Messenger RNA from Cercocebus atys (sooty mangabey), 3566 nucleotides. RefSeq names its product inhibin, beta C (gene INHBC). The transcript is spliced from 3 exons. Lineage: Eukaryota; Metazoa; Chordata; Mammalia; Primates; Cercopithecidae. The coding region runs from base 637 to 1695 and encodes 352 amino acids. Gene Ontology annotation, biological process: BMP signaling pathway; SMAD protein signal transduction. Gene Ontology annotation, cellular component: extracellular region. Gene Ontology annotation, molecular function: growth factor activity; cytokine activity; hormone activity. The record is from RefSeq and is a predicted model, not a curated record.
UGCGGGGCCUACGGCCUGCCGCACGCACUCCCGCGGGCGCGCGCGCACUCGCACUCGCUCGCUAGCCCUCUCUUCCCUCCGCGUUACCUGUGUCAGGACACCAAUCUGGAGCCACUGGCAGCCUCGGUCCUCCUUAAACCCAUCAAGUCUGUCAGAAUACCCUGGAUUUCAAUAUAAUAUUAAUAGUGAUCAUCCUAAAGUAAUUUCAAUUUACAGAGCACUUUCAAAACAGCCUUUCACUUAGGGCAGUAACUCCUGUACCAAAGAACGUGCACUCGGUAUUCGUUGUACACAUGGAUAACUAUAAUUCAGGUUUGGCAGCUCACAUGGAUAACAACUGUCUCCCAACAUUGGCCCAGGGACACGUCUUUCCCUAAACAAACCAACCUCUCCUCACGUCCCCCACUCUGUACUUUCACUGACUAUGCGUUGGCAGAUUCUGCCAAGUUCUACCUGUAACUGGCUUCAUUUUCAAGUCAGAUGUUUGGCUGCUGCUCUGUCCCCUGCAACAAGGAGCCAUGCCAGCUGGACACACACUUCUUCCAGAGCCUCUGGCAGCCAGGACAGAGUUGAGACCACAGCUGUUGAGACCCUGAGCCCUGAGUCUGUGUUGCUCAAGAAGGGCCUCCCCCAGCAAUGACCUCCUCAUUGCUUCUGGCCUUUUUCCUCCUGGCUCCAACCACAGUGGCUACUCCCAGAGCUGGUGGUCAGUGUCCAGCAUGUGGAGGGCCCACCUUGGAACUGGAAAGCCAGCGGGAGCUGCUUCUUCAUCUGGCCAAGAGAAGCAUCUUGGACAAGCUGCACCUCAGCCAGCGCCCAACACUGAACCGCCCUGUGUCCAGAGCUGCUUUGAGGACUGCACUGCAGCGCCUCCAUGGGGUCCCACAGGGGGCACUUCCGGAGGACAACAGGGAACAGGAAUGUGAAAUCAUCAGCUUUGCCGAGACAGGCCUCUCCACCAUCAACAAGACUCGUCUUGAUUUUCACUUCUCCUCUGAUAGAACUGCUGGUGACAGGGAGGUCCAGCAGGCUAGUCUCAUGUUCUUUGUGCAGCUCCCUUCCAAUACCACUUGGACCUUGAAAGUGAGGGUCCUUGUGCUGGGUCCACAUAAUACCAACCUCACCUUGGCUACUCAGUACCUGCUAGAGGUGGAUGCCAGUGGCUGGCAUCAACUCCUCCUGGGGCCUGAAGCUCAAGCUGCCUAUAGCCAGGGGCACCUGACCCUGGAGCUGGUACCUGAAGGCCAGGUAGCCCAGAGCUCAGUCAUCCUGGGUGGAGCUGCCCAUAGGCCGUUUGUGGCAGCCCGGGUGAGAGUUGGGGGCAAACACCGGAUUCACCGACGAGGCAUCGACUGCCAAGAAGGAUCCAGGAUGUGCUGUCGACAAGAGUUUUUUGUGGACUUCCGUGAGAUUGGCUGGCACGACUGGAUCAUCCAGCCUGAGGGCUACGCCAUGAACUUCUGCAUAGGGCAGUGCCCACUACAUGUAGCCGGCAUGCCUGGAAUUGCGGCCUCCUUUCACACUGCAGUGCUCAAUCUUCUCAAGGCCAACACAGCUGCAGGCACCACUGGAGGGGGCUCAUGCUGUGUACCCACAGCCCGGCGCCCCCUGUCUCUGCUCUACUAUGACAGGGACAGCAACAUUGUCAAGACUGACAUACCUGACAUGGUAGUAGAGGCCUGCGGGUGCAGUUAGUCUAUGUGUAGUAUGGGCAGCCCAAGGGGGUGUGGGAAAACACUCCCCCACGGAAGUGCACUUCCUUGAGAGGAGGGAAUGACCUCAUUCUCUGUCCAGAAUGUGGACUCCCUCUUCCUAAGCAUCUUAUGGAAAUUACCCCACCUUUGACUUGAGGAAACCUUCAUCUAAAAAGAGUCACUGUACCAUCUUCCUGACCACUACCCUCUUUCCUAGGGCAUGAUCCAUCCCGCUAGCCUCACGUGCUUAACCCCGACUCCAGGGACUCAGACCCAUCUCCAAUGAUGAGCAAGGCCAUCUGGUUCCCAGGCAAAGACACCCUUAUCUCACCUUUAAUUGACCCCAUAACCCACUAUGCCUUCCUGUCCUUUCCACUCGAUGGUCCCCACUCCAAGAUGAGUUGACACAGCCCCUUUCCCCGAUUUUUGUGGAUCUCCAGAGAGCCCCUUCUUUGGAUUCACCAAAGUUUAGAUCACUGCUGCCCAAAAUAGAGGCUUACGUACCCUCCUCUUUGUUGUGAGCCCCUUUCCUUCUUUCUUGUCCAGGUGAACUGCUAAAGGUCUCUUUGCAUACCCUCAUCCAUUUUUUGUCCUUCUCUGCCUUUCUCUUUGCCCUUAAGGGCUGACUUGCCUGAGCUCUAUCACCUGAGCUCCCCUGCCCUCUGGCUUCCUGCUGAGGUCAGGGCAUUUCUUAUCCCUGCUCCCUCUCUGCAUAGGUGCCAUGGUUCUCUGUAACUGUGGCUAUUCUGUGUCCCUACACUAGUAGCCUGGCUACCCACUUCCAUGGCCCCAACUCUGCCUACAUUCUGCUAUCACUGUUUCAACACUAGGGGGUCCUAAAGGCUUUCUAUCUUGCUAGUCCCUGGGGCCUCAACAUCUCUUACUGGUUCCCUUAACUCUGCCUAUACCUCUGUAAAUAAUUCCUUCACUAAGUUCUCUUGAUGAAGCAAAACCAGACAGCUGAAUGGUCCUCUAUCUCCUACAAGGGCCCUAACUGGCACCCCAGAUGACACAGAACCUGCCUGCCUAUGCUGUAGUCUGCCUACUCUGCUCUCUCUUCACAUGGUCUCCUCAGGACUGAGCUAUUGUAUCCAUCUCACACUUUAUGCCUCUUCUUUCUUAGGCACCGAUACUUAGUCACCCAGUAAACUGACCAGCUGUGGGCACGCAAGUGUGGGAGGCAGAGGCACGCUCAGAGCUGCCCAUCAGGACCUCUGACUUGCCUUUCUUUCACCCGCCCCCAGUGCUCCACCCAGGAAUCCUGCCUGGAAUCUGGAAUAGGCAAGGGCUGCUGGAGUGGGACAGGGAGAAGAGGAAGGCCUGGAUGAGGAGAGGGUGGCAUUUGCUCUGAGACUGGGUCUUUUUUAGACCUUUGCCCUUCCUCCCCCACAUCUCCUCCCUUUGGCUGGACAGUCCUGAACCACGAGGUCGAUAUUGUCUGCAACCCAAGGCCGAGUUUGCGCAAAACCCAUGUGUUCUUUGGUAAAUGUGAUGUCUGUGUUUGCUCAGCUUAUAACCCCCUCCUAUGAGGGUAAGAGGUCCCUGAAAUAGGAACCCUAGAGGAGAAAGUCUGAAAAGGACUGCCUGGGGGACUGUAAAUCCGAGCUCAAGGGCUUCCUGAGCAACCCAUGGAUGUUAUUCCACCUUUGACUUGAGGAGACCUUCACCUAAAGAGAAUCUAAGGAGGCCUUCUGGUGUCUCCCCCACACACCCCCGGCCCCCAGAUCUAACCUCCUUCCCAACUACAGCUUAGUUCCCAGGGCCAAGACUGGGAUAAAGCAAAGUGAGUCAUUCACCUGGCGGGGGUGCUAAAUUUUAAGGGGGUGGUGAAAAAUUUAUUAAUCAAGAUAGGACUUUAAUGUAAUUUUUUUU